AUGCCAUACUUGCUCCACCUGCUGGGGCCGUUUGCUGGAAUGAACGUUUUCCAGGAGAUCGUGUGGUUCGUUAGUCCCCAUCAGAGGUUGGAGCACCUGGACGAGUUCAUAAUGCGCACAGGCGAGGCCUUUGGGGCGACCGCCACUCAGACGGUGGUGAGCAACAACACGAAAAUGCGAAUGAUUCACUCGUCGGCCCGGAGGAACCACAUGAGCUUUGUGUUCACCACCGGAGCAGAUGAUCCGAUUAUGAAGGUGUUCACCAAGGUGCUGCUCGGGAGGCACUUCUACUUCUCGAUGAUAAUGUACGUGGCCAAGGUGGGUGGCAUGCAGCCUAUUAAUGAGCUGCUGCUCUUCGCCUACAAUCAGCAGUUCAUUAACUCCAUGAUUUACUUUGAGUCGGAGGAGGGAGUGAACCAGCUCUUCGGGGUCUCCAAGUUCCCCACCAUGACAUUCGAGAACCGCACUGACUUCCUGAGGUACAUGAGAAGCGUUUGGAAGAAGGUCUUGAAUGCCCGCUCGGAUGUGGGUGGCUUUGGAUUCACCACGCCCCUGCGCCAGGACCUUCCACACCUCUUCAAGUCGCAAGGACGCUACGAUGGGAGCACCUACCGGAUCAUCGAUACCUUUGUGCAGUUCAUCAACGGCAGUUUUAGGGAGCUCGUAAUGCCACGAGAUGCUCUCGGGGGCCAGGUGAUCAACAUGAAGGAGGCCCUGCAGCUAGUCCGCGAUCGCAAGAUGGAGUUCUGCGCCCAUGCCUACGCCCUGUUCAUGCCAGACGAGGAGCUGGAGAAGACGUACCCCCUGCUGGUGGUGCAGUGGUGCCUGAUGGUUCCGCUCUACAACAGCGUGUCCACCUACUUUUAUCCCCUGCAGCCCUUCGCCUGGAACGUGUGGUUCUUUGCACUGGGAGCUCUAGUGGGACUGGCUCUUCUGGAGCUGAUGUGGCUCAGGAUGUUUGGAGGGUGGUCACACAGCCAGGGCGCCCUGUUGGACUCUUUUUGCUAUAUCAUCAAUGUGCCCACAGAGGGCCAGCUGCAACAGCCCUGCCUGCUUCGCGUCCUCCUCCUGGCCACUGUAUUUUUCCAUGGGUUCUUCCUUUCCGCCUACUACACCUCCAAUUUGGGCAGCAUUCUGACCGUGAACCUCUUCCACGCCCAGAUCAACACGAUGGAUGACAUAGUGAGUGCCCAGUUGCCCGUCAUGAUAAUUGACUACGAGAUGGAAUUUCUGCUAAAUCUAAAUAUGGAGCUGCCCGAAGAGUUCCUCAAACUUCUACGUCCCGUGGAUUCGGCCAUUUUCUCAGAGCACCAGACGAGAUUGAAUAGCUCCUUUGCCUACUUCGUUACCGAGGAUCACUGGCAGUUUCUGGACGAACAGCAGAAGCAUCUGAAGCAGCGCCACUUCAAGCUGAGUGGCAUCUGUUUUGGUUCCUACCACCUGGCCUUCCCCCUCCAGAUGGACUCUUCCUUGUGGCGCGACAUCGAGUACUUCACCUUCCGCAUCCACUCCUCGGGUCUGCUCAACUUCUAUACGCGCAGUAGCUUUGGGUCUGCCCUCCACGCCGGCUUGGUGGAGCGCUUGCCGGAGAACCGGGAGUACACCUCCGCCGGACUGCAGCACCUGGCCAUUGCCUUUAUAUUGCUGCUGGUCAUGAGCUUCUUGGCCGGGAUUGUUUUUUUCCUGGAAAGGGUUUUCAGGGGCAGUGCCACUUUGCUAAUCGACAAUUAA
Drosophila biarmipes is the source of this 1731-nucleotide messenger RNA. RefSeq lists its product as uncharacterized. The transcript has a single exon. The record is from RefSeq and is a predicted model, not a curated record. The coding region runs from base 1 to 1731 and encodes 576 amino acids. NCBI's taxonomy places the organism in Eukaryota, Metazoa, Arthropoda, Insecta, Diptera, Drosophilidae.